This is a messenger RNA of Drosophila kikkawai, 1908 nucleotides long. Its product is annotated as tektin-3. Gene Ontology annotation, biological process: cilium assembly; cilium movement involved in cell motility. The record is from RefSeq and is a predicted model, not a curated record. Gene Ontology annotation, cellular component: nucleus; microtubule cytoskeleton. Lineage: Eukaryota; Metazoa; Arthropoda; Insecta; Diptera; Drosophilidae.
AGGCUUGUCACCUGCCCUGGCUUAGAUCUCAAAUCAGUAGUCUCUCAAUCGCUUCGCACACGAGCUCGCUUCUGCAUUAGUAUCGGUUUUUUUUUCUUUCUUUAGAAACACGUAAAAAGUUCAAAGCCGUUUUUAGUCAAAAUUCCAAGUGGCACAAAUUUUUAGUUACCCUCACACACGUCCACUGCAAAUCCCUGGUGAUCCGCUUUCACGAUGUCACACCAUGGGGCGGGUGGCGACGAGUCCGGUUCGGGCGUUCCACAGACCACGGUCAUGUAUUCCCAAUUGCAGCCAUGGAGCCAAGCGGGCGCUCCGCCGUGCAUGGAGCCCGUCACUGGGCCAUCGAUACCGCCGCGCGUAGGUGCCGCCUACGAGACGAACCAGAAGCAUCCGUGGCGCCCGGCAAUGGCCUAUGAGCUUAUCCAGGUUAAGCAUCUGCCCGAGCAGCCGGUGACCAAUCAGUUGACGAAGCAAUGCUUCCUGCCCAAGGGCAUGAAGACGGACGGCAUGAUAUUUCCCAAUUUGGUCAUCGGAUUCGAUCGGAAUCCCCAGCAUGCCGCCCGGGCAGCUCUCUACACGCGGUAUACCAGCAAUGAGUGGUACAACAACAACCUGACCAAGUAUUCCGAGUCCAAUAUGAAUCGUAAUCUAUCAGAGCGCAUGCGCAACGAUGCAGUGCGUCUGAUGCGGGAGACGGACGAGAAGGCCACUUCUGGACAGCGGGAUGCCGGCCGACGGCUGGGUGAACGUAUCACAGAUCUCACCUUUUGGCGAAACGAACUGAAUGCCGAGCUGGAGAAGCUCAUUGCCGAGAUGUCCGACAUCAAUGAGCUGCAGCGGCAGUGCGGGAAGGCGCUGCUUGAUCUGGAGAUACCGCUGCACAUAGCCCAGGAGUGCCUGUUCCAUCGCGAGUCGCGGCAGGGUGGCGAGAAGGUCCACGACAUCGUUGAGAAGGCCCUGUUGGUGGAGAUCAACAAUCUGCGCAAUUCCCGAGAGCGGUUGGGUGGACUGCAUGACAAGAUCUCGAAGCAGGCUCUAGAUUGUCGCGGCGCCCAGCAUCUGCUCGAGGACGAUGUGGCGCACAAGGAGUCCUCGCUGGGCAUUGACUCCAUGUGCCAUCAGCUGAACAACUACAGUCGCGGCAUCACCUAUUACGGCGGCAUCGAGAAGUUCGAUCCAUCGGUGAGCACCCAGGAGUCCUGGGCAAUGGCCAGCAGCGAGCAUGUUCGUCGCUCUCAGGCGGAGCGAAAGAAGCUCUCGAUGCUACGCAGCGACUCGCAGAGUGUGGUCAAUUCGGUGGCCUCCACUGUCUGGGAUUUCUGGAGCAACACCAACAACGCCUUCGAUCGGCGCUCGCAGGAGAUGGCAGACGCAAAGAAUCGGGUACAAUUGCAUCUGCAGAAGGUGCAGCAGGAGCUUUUCGAUAUGGAAAAGCAUCUGUUCCUGCUGCAGAAGGCCAUCCAGGACAAGUCUGGGCCGUUGAAAGUGGCCCAAACCCGACUGGAGGCUCGUUCGCAUCGCGAGGGUGUAGAAUUGUGCAAGGAUCAUGCCCAGGACCGGCUCGUUCAGGAGGUCCAAGACAUCCAGGGCACCGUGGAGACGCUUCACCACAAGCUUCAGGAGGCGGAGGCCGCCCACCAGUGUCUGCUGAAGACGCGCUGUUCCCUGGAGGUGGAUCUGCGCAACAAGGUCAAUGCGCUGUUUAUCGAUCGCGAGAAGUGCAUGAGUCUGCGGCGCUCCUUCCCGGUCAACAACCUGAUCAAGUAUUGAUCCAGGACUGGCUCCUGGCUGCAUUCCGAUGCCCAAUGUAGUCCCGUUGCACCAUCGCAGCACGCGCUUCUAUCUACCGCACUGCAUCUCACCAGAUUUUAAUAAAUCGGAGACCAAUGGUCCAUUUUAUGAAAGAAA